Calidris pugnax (ruff) is the source of this 2351-nucleotide messenger RNA. RefSeq names its product chromosome unknown open reading frame, human C17orf96. NCBI's taxonomy places the organism in Eukaryota, Metazoa, Chordata, Aves, Charadriiformes, Scolopacidae. Bases 93 to 2303 code for a protein of 736 amino acids. The transcript has a single exon. The record is from RefSeq and is a predicted model, not a curated record.
GGUAGGGAUGUGUGUGAUCAGGGAGUGGAAACAAAUAUGUCCUUAUUUUCAAUGCCCCCUUUGAAAGAGACAAAGUAAAUGCUCCUUGCAAAAUGUUCCUGACCUGCGAAGGGACCUUCGGAAUUGUUCCAGCCACCAUGGAUUACAAUGGGGAAGCCAGGCCGGGGGAUUUUCAUGCUGGCUACCAAGAAAUCGAAGGGAUAAACUUGGGAUACUUACAGAUCAAUGGCACCCAGAUGUUUGCUUUGGCCCAGGUCCUCAGCGACCUGUUUAAGGAUAUCCCCAGGACCACCAUCAGCAAGAAGAUGGAAACCUUAAAGAUCAAGAGCCGUCGUUGCGAUCUCAAAGAGCUCCGGACCCUCAAAGCCAUCAACUCCGUGCCCACCCGGGCGGUGAAAUGCUCCCUCAUCUCCAAGGCGGACCUGGAGGCUCUUUGCACCUCCUGCAAGAGCCUCAGCCCCCGCAGGAGGAAGAGGAAGAGGAAGAGCAAGAGGAGGGAGCAGCUGCUGCUGCCGGCCCCGGGGGAGCUCUUCCCCUGCCCCCGGCCCCAGCUCCUGCCUCCCUGUCGAGCCGGGGGGUGCUGCCUCCCCGCCGCCCCCCCCAAACUGCCCCCCUCUUUCCCCAAACCGCGCUCGGCUCCGGCCGCGCUGCUCCCCCAGCCCUUCCACCGGGCCUUCCCCGCUUUCCAGAAACCCCCCCGGGGCCGGAGGGGGUGCGGGCUGGCGGGGAGGGGGGGGGAACUCUUCGCCGGGGUCCUGGCCGCUUACCCCCGCGACCUGGGGCUGCUGCACCCCGCGGCCGCGCAUCCCACCGCGCAGGCGGCCGCGCUCUCCCCCCCCGGCCGGCGCAAGCGGGGUCCCUGCUGCGCCAAGGGGCUCUUCCCGGCGGAGAAGGGACCCGUCGCCCCCAGGAAAAGCCGUUCCUCCGUUUUUCCCGGCUCCAAGCGCCAGGGCACCUCCGCCGGUUACUCCAGCGACUCGGACUCCAGCCUGGACUUCGGGGGGUCCAGCCCCGCCACCUCCAGCGACUCGUCGGAGGAGGAGGAAGAGGAGGAGGAGGAAGGGGACACGUCGUGCAGCAGCGAGGAAGGCAGCUCCUCGGAGUCGGAGAGCAGCUCGCUGUGCAGCGGGGACUCGGUGCAGAGCACCCGGUACAGGCAGGCGGCUCUGCCCCGCUUCCAGCCGCAGCCCCCCCGGGAACCCCUCCUCGGCGAGGAGCGCCCCGUCGAGCCCCCCCCCGGAGCGGGCAAAACCCUCCGCCCCGACCCCGACCUCCUCUUCCUCUCGCAGCAGCUCUGGGCCAGGACUUUGCGAGCAUCAACUUUGGAAAGUUUGAACCCGGUUCCAGCCCUGGGCUCGGGGGCUCAGCCGCUGCCGGAGCUGUACGCAAAGCAGGAGGCCUCCCCUUCCUCCUCCUCCUCCUCCUCCUUCUUCGCCUCCUCCUCCUCCUCCUCCCCCCCUCCCUCCCCGAGCAGCACCCCUGGGGGGGGUCCGCAACAAAAGGAGGGAGGCUUUGGGGACGCGGAGCCCUGCGCCAAAGGGAAGGAUUUGCACAAAGAUGCCUCGAACAAUAGAGCCUCGUUAGGCCCCGGGGAGCGGGCGGAGGGGCCGAACGGGGCUUUAACCGGGCCAGCGCCCGCCCGAGAACCGGCCCCGGGUUCCCCCCCGCAACCCCCGGGCCCGGAGGUAACGGGGAGUCCCGGGUCGGUCCCCCCGGGGGAGGCGGGGGAAGCUCGACGGGAGCACUUUGACCGGUUGAUCCGGCGGUCCAAGCUCUGGUGUUACGCCAAAGGGUUCAACCUGGACGGGAAAAGUUUGCGCCACGGCGGGAGGACGGACCAGGCCGGGAAAGGCGGGGAACUCAAACCCCCCGGCUCCAAAAGAGCAGAGAGCCCCAGCACCUUGUCAAACAAAGCUUUGAAAGGCAAUGGCUCGGAAAGGAAUGCCAAGCGCAGACGCCUCGCCAGAGGCGCUGAGGCAGAAAGGCAACAGAGCUCCUCUAAAGGGAGGCCACAAAAGACUCCGAGGAGGAAUGCCAAAAAGGGAAACACUCCUUGCAAACGCCUCGGCAGCUCCGGGCCGACCCCGCCUCGGAAUUCCUUCAGCCUCAUGGGCAACUUCCCCUGUAUUCCCUCCCUGGUGGUGGGGGAAGAUGGGGACCUGUGUCCUGCCUCUUCCCUGGGGGUCAAAAACUCUUGGGCCCUCUCCAAAACUCACCCGCUGUGGAGCUGGCACCUGGGGGGCAACGCCAUCCCCGUGCCCCCCAGCCUCAAAUUCCGGGGCUAUAGCUUGGAGGAUCUCUAAGGACAGCGGACGGCCCGGAGGAAAGGUUUACACGCAACAGAUGAGAGC